CCUUGCCCGACGCUCCCCGAAAACAUCCACCGCUCCCGCUUAGGGACGGCGAUCUCCGCGGGCCUGGGGAGGCGGCAUCCCCCUUCCCCGAGAGAAGCGGUGCGUGCGGUUGGGAUUCACAGGUGCCUCGGGAAGCGGCUGUGCCGUCACCGGCUGGUGGCGGUGUCCGUGCGCGCACAGCAGUUCACGGAAGAAAAGCUUGGUCAGGCAGAGAAGACUGAACUGGAUGCUCACCUGGAGAACCUUCUCAGCAAAGCAGAAUGCACUAAAUUGUGGACAGAAAAAAUAAUGAAACAAACAGAAGUAUUAUUGCAGCCAAAUCCAAAUGCCAGAAUAGAAGAAUUUGUCUAUGAGAAGCUGGAUCGCAAAGCACCAAGUCGCAUGAAUAAUCCAGAGUUACUAGGCCAGUAUAUGAUUGAUGCUGGGAAUGAAUUUGGCCCAGGAACAGCCUACGGAAAUGCACUCAUUAAAUGUGGAGAAACACAAAAGCGAAUUGGGACAGCAGACAGGGAACUAAUUCAAACUUCUGCUAUAAACUUUCUCACUCCCCUAAGAAACUUUAUUGAAGGGGACUACAAAACUAUCACUAAAGAACGUAAACUCUUACAAAAUAAGAGACUGGAUUUGGAUGCUGCAAAAACCAGACUGAAGAAGGCAAAAGUUGCAGAAGCUCGAGCUGCAAUAUGGGCUGAGGAAGUGACAAAAUCUGAACAGGAAGUACGAAUUACUCAGAGUGAAUUUGACCGUCAAGCAGAGAUAACCAGACUUCUGCUGGAAGGAAUCAGCAGCACACAUGCACAUCAUCUCCGCUGUCUGAAUGACUUUGUUGAAGCUCAGAUGACCUAUUAUGCACAAUGUUACCAAUAUAUGUUGGAUCUCCAGAAACAGCUUGGAAGCUUUCCAUCUACUUUCCUCUCUAACAACAAUCAGUCCUCCACAACUCCUGUGCAGAGUCUUUCUACUCCCUCAGUCUUGGCCUCAGCCUCUGCUUCAUUGCCUUCAGUAAGCAACUCAGUCGUUACUUCAGGCAUCAGUGAACUGAAGUCGUCAAGUGGCAGCAGGAAAGCAAGAGUUCUCUAUGAUUAUGAUGCUGCAAACAGCAGUGAAUUAUCGCUACUUGCAGAUGAGGUGAUAACAGUGUACAGUAUCCCUGGCAUGGAUUCAGACUGGCUGAUGGGUGAAAGGGGAAAUCAGAAAGGCAAAGUGCCUAUUACUUAUUUAGAACUGCUAAACUAAAUGGUUGGCCUGAAUAGAGACUGUCAAUUAUGGCAACACCAUAUUUAUAUACAAUUAACGUUAUGUAAGCAGGUUUAUGUGUCUUCCAUGUUAUUGUCUUGAGGGACAAAUACCAGCCAUUAAAAACUGGCUUUUCUGCCAGCAUGGUUGCAUGGUCAAUACUCUAUUCAAACUUAAUGUGUUUAAAGCUUUUACUUCAUGUGCCAAGAACGUUUCCUACAGAUUUGUUUCUACUGAAGUUUUCACUAAUACAAGCUUUUACUUUUGAGUAAUCUAGAUUGAAAGCAGGAGGUACUGUUUUCUACUGAAAUUUUUCAUUAAUGGCAAAGCUUUUCUUCACAUAAAAUAAACUUAUUGUGAACUGA
This is a messenger RNA of Manacus vitellinus (golden-collared manakin), 1601 nucleotides long. It is a transcript of the gene SH3GLB1, whose product is annotated as SH3 domain containing GRB2 like, endophilin B1. The transcript is spliced from 10 exons. The record is from RefSeq and is a predicted model, not a curated record. Gene Ontology annotation, molecular function: protein binding. Gene Ontology annotation, cellular component: cytoplasm; membrane. The coding region runs from base 289 to 1236 and encodes 315 amino acids. Lineage: Eukaryota; Metazoa; Chordata; Aves; Passeriformes; Pipridae. Gene Ontology annotation, biological process: membrane organization.